UCCGCUGGGAAGAAUCAUUUGCAGUCUCAAUCUCAAAACAGGCUGUGCAGCUGAACUGGGGCUUUUGUAGGGCUUAGAUUCUCCAUAUCUUUCACUAUGAGUUGCGGUGUUAAGGGUGGUGGCGGUGGAGGCAGCGGUGGCGGAAGCUGCAAAAUCAUUGGUGGUGGAGGUAGCGGGGGCAGCAGCGGCGGCGGCGGUAGAAGUAUCAAAAUCACAAGCUCAUCCUCCAGGUCCUCCAGAGGGUUUUCUGGUGGUAGUUAUGGCGGAGGAGGAUCUAGAAGUGGCUAUGGAGGAGGAGGUUUCAGCAGUGGCAGCUGUGGAAGGAUAAGCAGAGGGAGAAUAAGCUAUGCCGGCAGCAGCUAUGGCGGUGGCUAUGGUGGUGGUUAUGGCGGUGGAAGCUAUGGUGGCGGAAGUUAUGGUGGUGGAAGUUAUGGUGGUGGAAGCUAUGGCGGUGGAAGCUAUGGUGGUGGAAGCUAUGGCGGCAUGGGCUAUGGCGGUGGAGGCUAUGGCGGAGGCAGCUACCCAUUCAGCAGUGGCAGCUUCGGUAUCGGCGGUGGUGAGGGAGGCCUCUUCAACACCAACGAAAAGUCCACCAUGCAACACCUUAAUGACCGCCUGGCUAAUUACAUAGAUCAGGUGAAACGCCUGGAAGAUGAAAAUGAUCAGCUUGAGGUCUUGAUCAGAGAGUGGUACCAGAAGCAUGGAACCGUAGCUGGACCAAGGGACUACAGCCAAUAUUACCAGCAAAUUGACCAGCUCUACAAUGAGCUUAUUGGUGAAACAGAUGAUUACAACAAAAUCCUUCUGAAUAUUGAUAACACCAGGAUGACUGCUGAAGAUUUUAAAAUGAAGUACCAGACUGAAUUAGGUCUCCAUCAGAACGUGGAGGCUGAUAUCAAUGGGCUGCGCCCCCUCUUGGAUCAGCUGACUCUUGCCAAGUCUGACCUGGAGAUGCAGUUUGAGUCUCUGAGAGAGGAGCUGAUCUGCCUCAAGAAGAACCAUGAGGAGACCCUGAGAGGCCUGAGAAACCAGCGUGGUGGCGAUGUGAACGUUGAGGUGGACUCUGCCCCUGGUGCGGACCUGAAACAACGUCUUGAUCAGCUCAGGGCUGAAUAUGAAAGAAUCAUCGCAGACAACCGCAGAGAGGUGGAACAGUGGUACGAAUCCAAGAUGGAGGAGGUUCGCCAGCAGGUCAAUUCAAGUGGGCAGGAGAUAAAUACCGGCAACCAGCAAGUCUCAGAACUGAGACGAGAAUAUCAGACCCUGGAGAUUGAGCUGCAAUCCCAACUCAGCAUGAUCCAGUCUCUGCAAAGCAACUUGGCCGACACAGAGCGUCGGUACAACAUGCAGCUGCAACAGAUUCAGGUCAUGAUUGAACCAAUCGAAUCAGAGCUCGGCAGCAUCCGAUGCGAGAUCGAGAGCCAGAGCCAGGAGUACCAGCUGCUCCUUGGCAUCAAGACUCGCCUGGAACAGGAGAUCUGCCAGUACCGCCGGCUGCUUGAGGAAGGACAGCAAGAAAUUAGCUCAUCAGGAGGAGGAGGAGGAGGAGGAUACGGAGGUGGCUACGGAGGUGGUAGAAGGGGAAGCAUCGGCAGAAUUGGCGGAGGAGGCAUGGGCGGCGGAAGCAUUGGUGGCGGAAGCAUUGGCGGCGGCGGUGGUUCCGGUAUUGGAGGAGGAAGCAUGGGCGGCGGAGGCAUGGGCGGCGGAAGCGGCGGCGGUACCUGUAUCGGCGGAGGAAGUAUUGGUGGCGGAAGUAUUGGCGGCGGAAGUAUCGGUGGUGGCGGCGGUUCCUGUAUCGGCGGAGGAAGCGGCGGUGGCGGUGGACAAAUGGGAGGAGGUGGCCAGAGCUACCCCAUGCCUGUACAGCCCUGCAAACCAGUACACGGCAGGAAAUCCUAUGACUAACCAUUUGUCCUUUGUCGUCGCUCCAACUUCAAACCCACCAACUGGUCCCGCUGAUAUAGGAAGCGCACACCUGCCCCUGUGCCCCUUUCUGCUUGCUUGUUCCGUUCUUCAGAGGUCUUCCUUGCAGGAUGUGUCUUGCUUUAGCUUGUUAGUGGCCAAUACGUGACUUGUGUCAUUGAUGAGGGUUGUCUAAUAAAGCUCCAUUGCUGCUUGAUGCAAUCAGAAAAAACAACAA
Messenger RNA from Podarcis raffonei (Aeolian wall lizard), 2140 nucleotides. RefSeq names its product keratin, type I cytoskeletal 10-like. NCBI's taxonomy places the organism in Eukaryota, Metazoa, Chordata, Lepidosauria, Squamata, Lacertidae. The record is from RefSeq and is a predicted model, not a curated record. Gene Ontology annotation, cellular component: keratin filament. The transcript is spliced from 8 exons. Bases 97 to 1905 code for a protein of 602 amino acids. Gene Ontology annotation, molecular function: structural molecule activity.